UUUUAUUUAAUGUUAAUGUUUUGAUUGACACACUUUCAUGUGAUUUGUUUUACUUGUAAAGUGUAAAGUACCAUAAAAGAACAUUGUGUCUGUGGUUAAUGAGUAAAUAAAAUACCACAAUGAACAAUAGAAGUGCAGCAGGUCUGCGUCGUUCAGCCAUAGCGGCGCGUAUUCGGAUAAGAAAAGAAUGGUCAGAGCUAAAAGGCCAUGAUGAGCCCACAAAAACGGUUAAUCGAAUCCCAGAAAUUAUACGGAAACAACAGAAGCCAGUGCGAAGCGCCAGCAAGCUUGUAGCCCAGAAAGUUAAAUUCACAAAAAACAACACUAGUCCUAAAGUUUUAAAGAAACGGUAUGAAAAUAUCAUGUCAAAUGUACCAAUAUCAGAUAGGAACAUGGAAGUGGGUGCGGAGGCGCUCGCAGGGGUGGUAGUGCUAGUUGAUGUGGGGAAGGAGACUCGGGCACUGGCCCUUAGGGCUGCUCUGAUGGCACUGGGAGCCACGGUGGUGCCGGCUUGGAGCCCCUUUGUGACGCAUCUUGUGUGGACUCAGGGUGGUUGCCGCGACACUCGCGCCAAAGCCCGCGCCUUGGCCUGUCGUCUGGUAUCGCCGCUGUGGGUGGAGGCCUGCGCUUCUUGUGGACGUCGGGUUACCGAAUCUGCCUUUCCUGCUGCUGCGAGGGCUAGUGAUCUACCCUCUCCUCGAGCAUUGAGGAUCAUGCUGAAAAGAGCCGAAGCAGAGAACAUACCUCUAGCAGACCUACUCAACAACAAGGAACCAAAUAACAACCCCAAAGAGCAAAGACUAAGGAUAUCCAGCGAAACGGAACAGGAUACUACAGCAGACACGUCUACUGACCACGACACCUCCACAGACAAGGAUACGUCGCAUGAUCGCUCCAAGGAUAGCACAGACCCGACAAUUCGUGUGAACACGUUGCCCCGCGGCGGGGCAGCAAAGAUGGCGACAGUGGAGACGCCGGCGCAACCGCCCAAGUCUCGACGGAAACUGUUCACGCAGAAGGAGGCGCAGGAUCUGACUGAAGAUGACGAUGACACCCCCGCCGUCCCAAAGCGCACGCCCUCCAAGCUAACUGUGCGCGAGCGCAAAGAUCUCGCGCGCGCAGAACGCAUGGCGCGCCGCAUGCUGGGCAACACCACGCCUGCGAAAACAAUCACGCAACAGAUAUUGUCUCAAACCAAGUCUCCAACAAUUGUACUGACAGGAAUGUCACGCACCGAGCGGCAAGCCAUACAAACCGCCAUAAAAUCCCUCAACGGCCGAGUCCAGAAACAUGUCAAUCCUCAUACCACCCACGUCGUACUAGGUUCCUGCGUCUCCGACCGAAACGACCCCACCGGCAUACAACCGCUGGACCAAAGUCACUGUUCCAAAAUAAAUACUAGAUGUCAAACACCUAGUACAAAUACUAGGUCUGAAAUAUCGAGUAUAAAUACUAGGUCUGAAAUACCAAGUAUAAAUACUAGGUCUGAAAUACCAAGUACAAAUACUAGGUCUGAAAUACCAAGUACGAAUACUAGGUAUGGAAUACCGAGUAUGAGUCAGCGGUGCGGGGUGGAAAAGGCGCGUACGUUGAAUGCGUUACUAGGGGCGGCGAGGGGAUGUAGGGUGGUGUACUCGCAAUGGGUGACGGAUUCUGUGGAGGUGAAGAAAUGGGUGCACCAUCAUGGAUAUGAGGUGUCGCAUUUGAGGAAGAUUUCACAGAAAGCCCGCGUGGAACGCUCCGCGCUCGGCCGAACAUGCUCCGAUUACGCUUACGACGUUUUCCGCGGCAUGCGAGUCCGUAUAUCCCCUCACACUGAGCAAAAAGACGCAGCCAUACAACUGUUAAUACUCUGUGGUGGUGUUGUACAAGAUGGUGGACAAUUCCAAGAUGGCGGCGGUUCACAAGAUGGCGGAACGCAAACGGUUGACUUUGACGUUUGCGUGGGGAAUGGGGAGGGUGAAGUGAGCUCGAAGUGGGUGUUUGAUAGUGUAGCGGCCGGUAGAAUGAGGACUACUAGGAGAUACGUGAACUACGGUGUCGAAAAUGCGAGAUGAAGAAGUUGAGUUGCGGUUUUGUGUGUUAGUUCUAUGUAACAAAGUUAUAAAUAAUAAAAAUGGCCAUGUUAUGACGUAAUACGCGGCAUUCGAAUCCGUAUGUGAUCUUAAACUUAACGAAAAGACGCUGCUAUACAACUGUUAUAAGUUAUAACUCUCUGUGGUAGCGUGGUUAAAGAUGGUAGACAAUUCCAUGAUGGCGGCGGUUUACAAGAUGGCGGAACGCAAACGGCUGACUUUGACGUUUGCGUGGGGAAUGGCGAGGGUGAAGUGAGCUCGAAGUGGGUGUUUGAUAAUUGAUAGUGUAGCGGCCGGUAGAAUUAGGUCGAGAGGAGGAGAGGAUGAGAUAUAAAAUACUAGGUGUAUGGUCUAGGUACUUCAAUUUAUGGUAGCGCCGCCUAUUUACUGUUUUUUCAUGUGCAUUUUUCAUAUAUAGAGAUUGACAAAUCCUGUCUAUACCAUCUAUAGACGAAACGCUUCAUACAAAUGACAGACGUCAGCAUGUAACGUCGCUAUCGCCUAAAAGAGUUAGAAGCCGUGGAAAACAAGAAAAUUGCGAUUUUGUCGGUGAAAUAUUGCGUUUAUGUACAUUGUUGCCAUACAAUUUUUUUUUUAUAAAAUGUAAGGAAUCGAAUGGUACCAUUAUUUUUUUCAUACUAAUGUAUUUAUUAAUUAAACGCACAUAUUUUUUAAGUUUCCAAUUUAUUGUGAUAAAUUGAUCAUUUUCUAUCUAUUUAACUAGAUUUAGGUAUAAAAUUCCAGUUAGCCAAAUAUUGUAACAAUAGCUUCUUAGAGCGGUAGGUGAUAAGUUGAUAAUGAUAAUCUUGUUUUUGUUCCAGUCAUUUUCAAGAUCUUUUUUCAUGUUACGAGUAGGUAUUAAGCAUUAUAACGUUAUUUAAAAGAAGUCAAUAACUUAUUUAUUUUGUAAAUAUAACAAAGGCUAUUUUUAUUUCAUAAAAUAUGAUGAAAUUUUGUAACUUUAAAAGGGAAAAGCUCGUUUUGUUUUUAUUAUUUGGUUUUUAUUUAUUAUAAAGUGAAAUUAGCA
Cydia strobilella is the source of this 3102-nucleotide messenger RNA. RefSeq names its product microcephalin-like. NCBI's taxonomy places the organism in Eukaryota, Metazoa, Arthropoda, Insecta, Lepidoptera, Tortricidae. The transcript is spliced from 8 exons. Gene Ontology annotation, biological process: mitotic cell cycle. Bases 120 to 2057 code for a protein of 645 amino acids. The record is from RefSeq and is a predicted model, not a curated record.